Triticum aestivum (bread wheat) is the source of this 1743-nucleotide messenger RNA. Its product is annotated as 2-methyl-6-phytyl-1,4-hydroquinone methyltransferase 1, chloroplastic. The record is from RefSeq and is a predicted model, not a curated record. The coding region runs from base 551 to 1534 and encodes 327 amino acids. Lineage: Eukaryota; Viridiplantae; Streptophyta; Magnoliopsida; Poales; Poaceae. Gene Ontology annotation, molecular function: 2-methyl-6-phytyl-1,4-benzoquinone methyltransferase activity. Gene Ontology annotation, biological process: methylation. The transcript has 3 exons.
UGCUGGUAAGACUUGCAAAACAGAAGAUUAAUUGCUUAUAUAGAAUAUAUCCAGCAAAUAAGGUGUAAUAUUUGAAUAGCAAGUUCAAGAUAUGAAGUGGCAAAUCCACAACCAUAAAUUUACAACCCCCAUGUCCACAUCAGUAGAAGCAGAACAGACAAAAACCAUCAAAAUUCUGAAGGAAUAGAAACGUCAAAGCCUUUUGCUGCAGCACACAAGUUCUCACACACAACACACACAAAUCUUGCACACAUGUCUGCUGGUAGUUCUCAUGUUUCUAUGGCCUGAAGUUAUCCCGGACUUAGAAAUGAGUUGACAAAGGCCAAGAACUUGUCUCCAUGGCCACCUCACAACUCACAGGAGCACUGGUACUUGACCUCUAUUUAUUUUCCUUACAAGUAUAUGGAAGAACUCGCAAAGAUUUGUGUAGGAGUUACAUAGUUAUUUCCCCUUUUGCUGGGUUUUUGUUUAUUAUAUCCACAGCAUUUUCUUGCCCCUAGGAACUAACCCGUUCACAAUUUGAUCUAACAUUGCAUACAGAGAUCAAGAAAUGGCUUGUUCAUCCACAUAUAGAGUUCCCAGUGGGUUAGGAUUCUUGGGGCCUUCCAAGAUUGGUCGGAAUCCUUUGAAAAACAAAGGUGGUGUCCGGUCAGGAGCAAAGUAUGUGGUACCAACGUGUGCAGUCUCCUCUGCUAGGCCAGCGUCACAGCCUAGGUUCAUACAGCACAAGAAGGAGGCCUUCUGGUUCUACAGGUUUCUUUCCGUAGUAUAUGAUCAUGUUAUAAACCCAGGGCAUUGGACUGAGGACAUGAGGGAUGAUGCAUUGGAACCUGCUGAACUAUACGACAAUGAGUUUAAGGUUGUUGAUGUUGGCGGUGGAACUGGGUUCACUACAUUGGGGAUUGUCAAGCAUGUGGACAACGACAAUGUGACUCUGCUGGACCAGUCACCACACCAGAUUGAGAAAGCUCGGCAGAAGGAGGCACUGAAGGGGGUGACCAUCAUGGAGGGUGAUGCUGAGGACCUCCCCUUUCCGACUGACACAUUUGACCGCUAUGUCUCUGCUGGAAGCAUUGAGUAUUGGCCUGACCCGCAGCGAGGAAUCAAGGAAGCUUACAGGGUCGUGAAGCCUGGCGGGCUUGCCUGUUUGAUUGGUCCAGUUCACCCAACAUUCUGGCUAUCUCGCUUCUUCGCCGACAUGUGGAUGCUCUUCCCCACAGAAGAAGAGUACAUAGAGUGGUUCACCAAGGCAGGGUUCGAGGAUGUCAAGCUCAAAAGGAUCGGGCCUAAGUGGUACCGUGGUGUUCGUCGGCAUGGCUUGAUCAUGGGAUGCUCCGUGACAGGCGUGAAGAGAGCUUCUGGCGACUCCCCUUUGCAGCUUGGUCCCAAGGCUGAGGAUGUUGAGGAACAGGUGAAUCUUCUCGCCUUCCUCUUCCGCUUCGCCAUCGGGACGAUAUGCGCGUCGUACUACGUGCUAGUGCCUAUCUACAUGUGGAUCAAGGAUCAGGUUGUUCCCAAAGGCCAGCCGAUUUAAGCAAUGGUAGUGAAGAUCCAAUUUUGGCUUCUGUAUGUUAGCGACCUGUAGUGCUUGCAGUUCCCUACUCAUGUAUGUUUGUGCUUUUCUUUCCGUCAAAAUCUUGUUUAUGCAAAGGGACUUUGUUCACUAGCAGAAUUGUAGAGGCUAGGGAUGUAAUAUUCCCAUUUAUCGGAUGAAAUGCAAAGGAGCUUGAUGAAGCGUCAAAA